Panicum hallii is the source of this 1970-nucleotide messenger RNA. Its product is annotated as ruvB-like 2. NCBI's taxonomy places the organism in Eukaryota, Viridiplantae, Streptophyta, Magnoliopsida, Poales, Poaceae. Gene Ontology annotation, biological process: regulation of transcription by RNA polymerase II; box C/D snoRNP assembly; chromatin remodeling. The coding region runs from base 331 to 1767 and encodes 478 amino acids. The transcript is spliced from 2 exons. Gene Ontology annotation, cellular component: NuA4 histone acetyltransferase complex; Swr1 complex; Ino80 complex. The record is from RefSeq and is a predicted model, not a curated record. Gene Ontology annotation, molecular function: DNA helicase activity; ATP hydrolysis activity; ATP binding.
UCUGCUUGGUUGGUUUAAAAAAAAUUAAGCUUGUCGUGCACUACCUGGGCUGGACUUAUAGCUAGCGCUGGUAAAGACUUGACAAAUCCAUAAAUAGGCCCAAUUAUUGUGGCCCAUUACGACCGCGGCCCUUUUUUUUUUGUUCCUGGCCCUCUUUGCCUACAUCCUUCCAGCUUCAUCCACUGACAAAACCCUUGGCUCGUUCCCCGCCCGCUCUCGCCUAAACCUCGCCUCCGCCCCCACAAGUCCUCAACCCCGGCCGAAAGGCGAACACCGAACCGGCGGCGGCGGCGGCGGCGGCGGCGUCUCGGUGGGUGGUGGCCAAUAGCCAUGGCGGAGCUGAAGCGGCUGUCGGAGAGCCGCGACCUGACGCGGAUCGAGCGCAUCGGCGCGCACUCCCACAUCCGGGGGCUAGGGCUGGACUCCUCCAUGGAGGCGCGCGACGCCUCCGAGGGCAUGGUCGGGCAGCUCCCGGCCCGUCGCGCCGCGGGCCUCAUCCUCCAGCUCAUCCGCCAGGGGAAGAUCGCCGGCCGCGCCGUGCUCAUCGCUGGCCAGCCCGGCACCGGCAAGACCGCGCUUGCCAUGGGCAUCGCCAAGUCGCUCGGCGCGGAGACGCCCUUCGCCUCCGUCGCCGCCUCGGAGCUCUUCUCCCUCGACCUAUCCAAGACGGAGGCGCUCACGCAGGCCUUCCGCCGCGCCAUCGGCGUCCGCAUCAAGGAGGAAGCGGAGAUUAUCGAGGGCGAGGUCGUCGAGAUCUCCAUUGACCGCCCCUUAGCAUCCUCUGGCGCUGGCAGCAGCUCCGCCGCGCCUUCGGGUGCUACUGCGGCCGGAAAAUCCGGGCGGCUCACGCUGAAGACCACGGACAUGGAGACUGUUUACGAGCUCGGGGGGAAGAUGAUUGAGGCUCUUGGAAAGGAGAAGGUGCAGAGUGGGGAUGUGAUUGCGCUUGACAAGGCCUCUGGGAAGGUCACCAAGCUUGGCCGCUCCAUUGGGAGGUCGCGGGAUUAUGAUGCUGUUGGCCCGCACACCAAGUUUGUCAAGUGUCCUGAUGGUGAGCUCCAGAAGCGCAAGGAGGUCGUGCACUGUGUCACCUUACAUGAGAUCGAUGUCAUCAAUAGCAGGACACAGGGUUUUCUUGCACUGUUCACUGGUGACACUGGUGAAAUUCGUGCGGAGGUUCGGGAGCAGAUUGACACAAAAGUUGCAGAGUGGAGAGAGGAAGGAAAGGCUGAAAUUGUGCCUGGUGUUCUUUUUAUCGAUGAAGUCCACAUGCUAGAUAUUGAGUGCUUCUCCUUCCUCAACCGAGCAUUGGAAAAUGAUAUGGCUCCAAUCCUAGUCAUUGCAACAAACCGAGGGAUCACAUCCAUCCGCGGGACAAACUACCGGUCACCGCACGGUAUCCCACCAGACUUCCUUGACCGGCUCCUAAUCAUCACGACGCAGCCCUACAAGGAGGAUGAGAUCCGGAAGAUCCUGGACAUCCGGUGCGACGAGGAGGAUGUGGAGAUGUCCGCGGAUGCCAAGGUCCUGCUCACCAAGAUCGGCAUUGAGACCUCCCUGAGGUACGCGAUCCACCUGAUCAAUGCCGCCGCGCUGGCCUGCCAGAAGCGCAAGGGGAAGGUGGUGGAGAUGGAUGACAUCAGCCGGGUGUACCAGCUGUUCCUGGACGUGAAGCGGUCGACGCAGUACCUGAUGGAGUACCAGAGCCAGUACAUGUUCAAUGAAGUGUCGGGGGAAGCAGAUGGAGAGGACGCGAUGCAGUCCUAGACUACCUUUGUAUUACAAGGUGGCUGGGAUGGUGUAUUGUGCUGCGUCGUGUAUUUGGGAUGCUUGUUGCUCGUUUAGGUUGCUGUUACCCUGACAAGGCGUGGUGUGUGCGAUGGACUCUGUGUUAGCUGCUGUAGGUGACUAUGCAAUUCAAUGUAUCUGAUCAAAUUCACCCCAGCUAAGUGCCGUGAUUUGUUUAAAUC